AUGACUACUGCAUCUGUCGCCGGGGGAUACUGGACCUUCGAAAAUUAUGGCCCCAUAACGACAACAUUCACCCCUGCGCCCAGUUGUACCGCGACGGAUAGACUCGCCCUCGCCAUGAUUGAUCAUGAUAUGACCCAGGUUCAAUUCCAAGUCGCCUGUCCUACAUCAUCAAGUGACUGGGACUGUAUGCCACCUGGAACGACCACGUCGGCAACUUGGUACGAUGAGAAAAAAUGGGUCGCUUCUGCUGGAUACUACUCGCCAGGAGUGUAUUGUCCUUCCGGCUGGGAGACGAUUGGUAUGGCUGCGCGUAAUGAUAAGUCGCUGAGUACUUCGGGGUUUUUGGCUACGUCUGAGGAUAAAAUACCGUAUUAUGAGGAGCCUGCGACACUUUUGGCGAGUCUAUUGAAGCCGAGUCAGACCAUGGCCCUUUGUUGUCCCAGUUCGAUGACACCAAAUGGUCUCGGGCAGUGUAUCGCUCAAGUCCCAACCUACACGCCCAGUGUCGGCUGUGAGGUCUACGUGGAUAGUGACUACAGCUGGGAGAAGGUCACCAGAACACAUGUACAUUCCGGUAUCACGAAGACAAACACCUACGACGUCAACUCAUUUGUGAGCGCUACUACGUCGACUUCGUCUACAUCUUUCCCCCAUAGAAUCGAGCGUGUGUUAACGGCUAUUUCUUUUGUCCCCGUGGUUACCAUGGUGCAUCAUCGGUCUGAUCUGGAGGCAGCUGGGUUUACGGGUGGGUCUAACAGUACCAGAUAUAACUAUACUGGGACUCAGACUGGAUCUGGUACUGCUAGCCCUGAGACUACAGAGAAUGAUUCUCCUACGUCUAAUACUGCGUAUAAACUCCGUAGCAGGGCGUCAACUUGGGAUGGAUUUGGUGCGAUUAUUGGGGGCUCAGCUGCUGCAAUGGCGCUGGGAGUGGCUCUGCUUAUCUUAUAA
Molecule: messenger RNA, 951 nt
Organism: Penicillium waksmanii
Lineage: Eukaryota; Fungi; Ascomycota; Eurotiomycetes; Eurotiales; Aspergillaceae
Exons: 2
Coding region: 1-951 (316 amino acids)
Source: RefSeq, a predicted model, not a curated record